This is a messenger RNA of Iphiclides podalirius (scarce swallowtail), 4917 nucleotides long. The record is from the annotation of a GenBank genome assembly. NCBI's taxonomy places the organism in Eukaryota, Metazoa, Arthropoda, Insecta, Lepidoptera, Papilionidae.
AUGGGCAGGCCCUUUUUUGACGACGGCGAAGAGAGUUCCAAGCCGCUUCUCGCUGACAGCGAAGCGGAGCAGCGGACGGACGAGGAGGAGUGCGCUGGCGGCAGGCGUAUGCGGACCAUAGACCGGAUCCACGAGCGCGAAACGUACACGGAUUCGAUGCCCGGCGACGCCGCCCUAAGCGCCGCCAACGAUCUGCCGGAGAUCUUGCCGAGGUCGCACGCGAAGCCGUCCAACCCGUUCGCGCAGGACGCGAGCCAUCCGGACUUCCGUCUGUACGAGAACCAUGAGAACCUGUUCCUGAGGAACAUGUCGCAGCGGCACUCCAGGGAGGCGAGGGGCCCGAGGCUGCUGCGCCAGAGCUCCGAGCCGCUCACGGAAAGGAGGCCGGCCCAGCUGCAGAAGAGCCUCUCAACGGAGCAGAGGAACGAGAAAUGCCCAAGCCCGACCGCAGAGCAGCGAAGCGAGAGCAGCAAGGCGGCGCCCGCAGAGCAGCGAAGCGAGUGCCCCAACGCGUCCACAGAGCAGCGAAGCGAGAGCUCCAAUACGUCCGCAGAGCAGCGAAUAGACAGCAAGGCCGCUGAUCAGAGGAACGACGCAGCCAAGCCGGAGAGCAGCCCGCCCAAGUCCCGCAUACCGGUCGCCAGCUUCCGCUACCCGAACAAGAGCGAGCUGAGGCCGAACUCCAACGAGGGCUCGCCUCUGAAGAAUCGCGACGACAGGCGCGAGCGGCCGGCGACGCCGCGUGAGGAAGAUGACGCCGAGCCGCCGGAGUACCAGAACGUGCUGAAGCCCGAGCCUAGAGAAGGGUCGGCGGACGAGCGGACGGAGGCGGAGAGGGCGGAGAGAGUGGGGAAGCGGUCGGAGGGGGAGGACGUGCCGCCGCCGAUACCGAGCCUGCCCGUCAGCCCAAGAACAUUGAUAGCCAACGCGUACUACGACAAGUUGCUGUCCGAGCCGGAGAUCCAGCAGGCGCUGCUGCCCCACAACCUGGAGAAGAACGCCGACGAGUGCUUCAAGAGGGCGCUGCUGUUCCCGCUGCUGGAGAUAGACCCGCCCAAGCAGUGCCUGUUCCUCCUGGUCGACGCGAUCGACGAGGGAUCCCUGAACGGUUGCGCCGGCGAGGUGUCCGAUGGCGUGGCAGCGCUCCUGGCCCGCCACCAGCACCUGCUCCCGCACUGGCUGCUCCUCGUGUGCACCGCCCGCCGCCACUGCAAGGGUCUCACCAAGAUGUUCACCGGCUUCAGGAAAAUCACAUUAGACGAGUUGCAGAGGGCGCACGUGUCGGCCGACGUGCAAAGAUACGUCCUGGCGCGUUUGGACACCGAGCCCAAGCUAAGGGCGCGUGUCUCGAGCGAUUCCACUGCGGCGGCCGCCGCUGCAGCCGCGCUCGACCAUCUCAGAAUUAAAAGCGACGGCUGUCUUCUGUACUUGGAGAAGGUCCUGGACGGCGUCGCUGACGGGUUCAUAGCGCUGCGGGAGAUAAGAGAGAUACCGGGCACACUCAACGGCUUGUACCUUUGGCUGGCGCAGAGGCUGUUCCAUGGACGGCGGUUCACUAAGGUCCGUCUACUGCUGGACGUGCUGCUGGCAGCCCGCUGCGGCGUCACCGAGGAGAUGCUGUACAAAUGUCUCCUCACCAAGGAGUACAGCGUCACCAGGGAGGACUUCAACCGUCGACUCCACUUGCUACGAAGGAUCCUGGUCAUGGAGCGCUCCACCGGCUUCCUGUCCAUCUUCCACCACUCGUUCGCCAAGUGGCUGCUGGACGUGAAGCACUGCACCCGCCGCUACUUGUGCUGCCCCGCGGACGGACACGCCGCCCUCGCGAUGUACUACACCCUGGACGCGAAGAGACUGAGUGCAUUGGAGAUUCAUAACUACGUCUAUCAUAUGACGCAUCUCGAACAACACAUGAACGCGCAGAAGAAAAACAAGCAGGGCGAUCUAGAAGGGCUCGACCUCCAUACCCUCAUCCUGCUCUGGGUUCUGGACUCCGGCUGCGACGUGGAAUCCGCUCUCAAGAGAGAGACGGAAACAGUGCGACAGAUAGAGAGGAUCGAUUCGGAGAACAACGAAAUUAAACCGGAAAUGCCAGAAGCGGAUCCAGAAUCGGAGGGCAGGGACUCAACAUCCGAGCCGUCCGCUUUGGAGACCCUGAUGCCGGAGCUGGUGGGCGGUGGCGCCGGCGCCCGUUGGCCUCGCGACCGGCGCGUGCUCAGAGCCCUCCUCGAGCUGAGCCGCGCCGAGGAGGCGCCCGCGGAACCGGACAACGGCCGCCUGGACGAGCAGGAACUUCACGAUCUGUUAACGAUAGAACAGCCCGUCGAAAGCGAAGACAUCCCUGAGGGCAGCGUCGAAGAGCAGGAGGACGUGAUACUAGUGGAUCCUAGUACAGUACACGAGCUGGCGACACGUGGUGACGAGGAGACGCUCGCCGUCUUGCUGAAGCGCUACCCGCAGCUCGCGCAGGCUACGGACGCCUCUGGCAGUACGGCGCUGCACGCGGCUGCGCGGGGCGGGCGCGCGGGCUGCGCCGCCCUGCUACUGCGCGCUGGCGCCGACGCGUCAGCCGCCGACGCCGACGGCUGGAGUCCACUGCGCGCCGCCGCCUGGGCCGGCCACAGCGAGGUCGUUGAAGUUCUGCUCGAACACGGCUGCGACGUGGACUGCGUGGACGCAGACAAUAGAACUGCUCUGAGGGCGGCCGCGUGGUCGGGCCACGAGGCGGUGGUGGGGCGGCUGCUCGCGGGCGGCGCGCGGCCCGACCUGGCCGACGCGGAGGGGCGCACGCCGCUCAUCGCCGCCGCGUACAUGGGCCACGCGGACAUCGUGCGCGCGCUGCUCGACGCCGGCGCCGACGUGGACCACGCGGACGCGGACGGUCGGACGGCGCUCGCCGUGGCGGCGCUGUGCGCGGCGGGCGCCCCCUGCGCCGCCCUGCUCAUCGAGCGCGGCGCCGACGUGCACAAAGCGGACAGGGACAGGGCUACGCCCCUCCUCGUCGCGGCCUUCGAGGGGCACACCGAGAUCUGCGAGCUGCUCCUGGAGGCGGAGGCGGACAUCGAGGCGAGCGACCUGGCGGGGCGCACCGCGCUGUGGGCCGCCGCGUCCGCCGGCCACGCGCGCACCGUGCGCCUGCUGCUCUUCUGGGGCGCCUGCGUCGACAACAUGGACGCCGAGGGGCGCACCGUGCUCAGCACCGCCGCCGCACAAGGUAACGUGGAAGUGGUCCGUCAGCUACUGGACCGUGGUCUGGACGAACACCAUCGCGAUAAUUCUGGCUGGACACCACUUCACUAUGCCGCUUUCGAAGGCCACGUCGAGGGGGCGCUGAUGCUCGCCGCCCAGGAGGGGCACACGCGCCUCGCGGAGCUGCUGCUGGACGAGUGGGCGGCGCCCGUCGACCAGCACGCGCACGACGGCAAGACCGCGCUCAGGCUGGCCGCGCUCGAGGGCCACUUCGAGACGGUGUCGGCGCUGCACGCGCGCGGAGCGGACGUGGACGCGCUGGACGCCGACCGGCGCAGCACGCUGUACGUGCUGGCGCUGGACAACCGGCUCGCGAUGGCCAGGCAGCUGCUGGCGUGCGGCGCCAGCGUGCACUGCAGCGACAGCGAGGGUCGCACUCCCUUGCACGUGUCAGCUUGGCAAGGGCACACGGAAAUGGUCAAUUUGCUAAUAACAGUCGGCGGCGCUCGAGUGGACGGGCGCGACCGUUGCGCGCGCACUGCGCUGCACGCGGCGGCGUGGCGCGGGCGCGGCGCGGCGCUGAGGGCGCUGCUCCGGCACGGGGCUUCCCCCGCGGCGGUGUGCACGCAGGGCGCCACGCCCCUCGGCAUUGCGGCACAAGAAGGCCACGAGGAGUGCGUGCUGUGGCUGCUGCAACACGGUGCAGAUCCAAUGCAAGCCGACCACUGCGGACGAACGCCGGCGAAGGUGGCGUGGCGCGCCGGGCACGCCAACAUAUGCCGCCUGCUGGAGCGGUGGGCGGCGCCCUCAGCCCCCGCCGCCCCCGCACCGCCCGUCCACGCACCCGCCCCCGCACCUACUCUCGACGAACCGUCCCACCCCCGCCCAGCGGGUUCGCCCGAGUACAAGCGCCGCAGCGUCCACAGUUCGAACUCGACCAAGUCCUCGUCCAACCUGACCGGCGGCUCGGCGAGGUCGCACGAGCAGACCGAGCAGGAGGCGCCGGCCCACGAUAAGACGAAUCGAGCGAAUCUCUCUCUAUCGUUCGCCCAGCAAGUGGCGCGGUGCGGUAGAGGGCGCCGCGAAAAAGAGAGAGACGAGCCUAUACCUGAACACCACGCAGUAGAAAAGGACGCCAAAUUGAGGAGCUACAUCGCCAACGAACGAGACGCAGAGCUGCACGGGUAUGCGCGCGAGCGAGACAGAAGGCGCGAGGAGAGGCACGGCUACAGCGGGUGCGAGCGGGACAGCACUAGCCCGCUAUAUGCGUCACCUCCCCGCAGCCCCGUCAGUGACAUUUGCAGCCCCACAGCUCAACCCUUGGCUGCUUUCGGCUCUCAGCCGCCAAGCCUGAGCUCGGUGCAGCCCGCCUUGACCGACACGCACUUCAACCGGGACACGCACAUGCGGAUCAUCCUCGGCCGCGACAGCAAGCCCUCCAACGACAGAUCUGACAGCGAGGUGUCGGCGUGGACCGGUCGGAACACGUACAACAGGAUAGUGGGCAGUCUCGGCAGAGCGAGGGGGAGAAUUUUUAAGAAAACCAAGAACAAGAGAAACGGCAUCGUGACGAACCCAGCGAUGAGACUCGUUGCCAACGUUAGGAAUGGACUCGACAACGCCGCUGCGAAUAUUCGUCGGACCGGCGUGGCGCUAGCGGCCAGUGCCAGUUCCGCCAACCCCGCGGUCAAAACCAACGCCUUCCAGUGGCGGAAGGAGACGCCGCUU